CAAUUGUUGAACGAAUCAGGACAUAAUUAUUACAAUGGCAACACAGAACUCAAAUCAGACACAAAACCAGUUUGGAAACAUCACAUUCCGCGAAAUUCACAAAAACGCCUGGCUGAAAAAAGUCACAUCAAACGUUAAAAAGAAACGGGAAGCCCUCUGGGUUGUGUUCUGUGUCCACGAUGACACAGACGCCUUCCUGGAAAUGUAUCUCAGCAACAAAAUCGCAGUCCUUCACAAGCCAGACUGGUUCAUUCACUUGAAUGAAGUGCAACAUGUCUCACCCACAAUCUGUCCAAACGAGCAAGAAUACGAAUUUGUACUAACGCUAAAAACUGAAGUUGUGCGACUAACGGCCCCAACGUGGGACCAGAUGCGAGACUGGGUGUCCAGUAUUCAGACAAAGUUGCAAGAAUUGAGAAUACUAAGUCCGAAAGAUAACGUUUAUUCGAAGUUACCAGAAGUUGGCCGUGGUCCCGUAGUUUCCACCCGAUCUACAAGGGACCCCAACUCGCCCCUACCACCUCCACCUACAAGCGAAUUGGAGGUCUUACCAGGCAUUGAGAUUGAAUUCAGCAAUUCCGAUUCAGGGAGACCCCUAAUACGGCACUGGAAUAGAUCGUUAUCUCAGACCAACUCUUCCGGUGAAGAAACGCCUCGAUUAAGAAGAGAAAGCAGCUCAGAACCGGAAGUGUUCAGAUUUGAUAAUUUAUUCAACGCAGUUCAGCAAAUAAACACUGAAACGGCAGCUUGUCAUUACGAGCGUUUGUUUCAAGGUGAUCCAGGUCCGUCCAGACAAUUAGAGCGUUCGUCAAGUGCCCUCCAGCAGCCGCCCUUAUCAUAUAAGACAUUUAGAGAGCAGCAGGUUUUACAGUUGCAGCGCGAGAUGGCACAUUCCGGUGGCGUUAGGCUACAGUUGCGGAAAAAAGAUUGUAUCAAUUCAGUGGCCUUAGCUGACGCGUUUGACUCAGUUUGGGUUUGUGGUUGGAAACAAAGAGAACAACCAAUGUUGUAUAACGUUCUCCACAUCGGUGAUAAAAUUCUAAGUGUAGCUGGAAUUCCCGUCAAAUCGACAGCUGAGGCUAAUAGGAUUCUGGAGUCGCAUUACUGUGGUCUAUAUGUUGAUAUUAUUAUUAAAAGGGUGCCUCAUGGUCAGGUCUUCUUGAUCCAGCGUGAGACCGAAGGCCAGUCGUUAGGAAUAGUUCAGGAGAAUAACACCGCAGUUAUAGAACUGGUGGAGGAAGACAGCCUGGCUGCUAGGCAGGGAUUGUCAGCCAAAACGAAAACUUGUGAUGGUUUAUCGUUAACCAACUGGGUGCUGACGGAAGUUAACGGGCGCCCUUUAAACUUAUUUUUUAAGAAGAACCAAGUGAGAGAUCGCCUCAAUUCGGUGGGGCGAGACAUAUCGAUUUUAGUCCAACCUCUAGAUUUAAUAAAGCAACUUAAAAAAGAAUUGAAAGCACUAAGAAACUAUAAAGAGUAUAUUUUACAAUAAUUUAAAUCACAUUUUCCGUAUUUGAAACAUGAACUGAAGUCUAUACUGUGAUUUAUAUUUUAUACCAAUAUAAAGGAAUCAACA
Molecule: messenger RNA, 1576 nt
Organism: Tribolium castaneum (red flour beetle)
Lineage: Eukaryota; Metazoa; Arthropoda; Insecta; Coleoptera; Tenebrionidae
Exons: 6
Coding region: 35-1492 (485 amino acids)
Cellular component (GO): cytoplasm; plasma membrane
Source: RefSeq, a predicted model, not a curated record